AUGAAACUUGCUAAAGUCUUCGAUCCCACUUGUGAUCGUCAACUGAUUGCCGUAUCAAAAAUUGACAAAUUUGAUAAGGGCAUAGCCGAGAAACUGCAAGGCAUAGGUGCCGGUGCAAUGAAACUCAAACUGGGUUGUGUCGCUAUUUUGAAUCGAAAUCAAGAUGAAAUUGAUCAAAACAUUACAUUCGAAGAAAUGAAAAAGCGCGAAGCACAAUUUUUCAUCGAACAUCAUGAACAUUUUGGUCAUUUGCUGCCAGAAUUCAAAGGUAGUGCACAGCUCGUCAAGCGUCUCGCUCGUAUUCAACAAGAACGAAUCCGGUCGACGUUUCCUCAAAUCAUCAAUAAGUUAAAACAAGAAAUUCAGGAGAAAAAACAACAACUCAAAGCCAUGCCUAUAGCACUUCUAUCUGAACAAGACUGUUUGGUCGAAUUUCAUCAUAUGACGGCUGCUCUACACAACAGUAUCAAUGCGAAAAUCAACGGUGACUAUGAUCCAACAACUCAUGAUAUUACUGGUUUUGAUGUUAACAAACAAGCAGCUGAUAUGUUAUUAUUAGAUGAUAGUUUUGCUUCAAUUAUUACAGGUGUUGAAGAAGGUUAUUUAUUAUUUGAGAAUUUAAAAAAAUCAAUUGCAUAUACAUUAACAUCGAAUAUUCCUCAAAUAAUUCCAUUUUUAAUCUAUCUAGUGACAGAUACUCCACUCGCUUUAGGCACCAUAACUAUUUUUUGUAUUGAUUUGAGUACAGAUAUCAUUCCAGCAAUAACAUUGGCUAUAAAUAAACUUGAAAAAUUAAACGAAAAUCAUAUUAAAUGA
Messenger RNA from Rotaria sp. Silwood1, 816 nucleotides. NCBI's taxonomy places the organism in Eukaryota, Metazoa, Rotifera, Eurotatoria, Philodinida, Philodinidae. The record is from the annotation of a GenBank genome assembly.